UAUAUCAUAUUUCUCACCCAGAGAGUUUUUCAGUAACUUGUUGCAACUCGUGAAAAGAAAUUAGUAACGUUUCUCUGUUGCUAAGAACUGCGUCACCGUGCACAAAAUAUUGAGAAUUGUUUUCAGGCAAAACCAAAGACGACCGAAAUUACUUUUUUAAAGAAUUCUUGACAGUAAAGCAUAUUCUAAUACUAGCAUAAAGUCGCGGCUCCGCUCGCGUGGAAGUAAUUUAAAGUAUAGGUAUACCUAGCUUGAAGAUUAAUUUCGGAGACAGAUAUGCAAUAUUCAAAGUAAUGCAAUAGUUACUUCGGUAAUAGAUACUUUUUAUUCAAUAUAUAAACGUCAAUGUCUCUGCAAUCUGUCAGCAUCACAUCUAAUUUGAAAUAUGAACAGUCGUACGAGGAAUUUUUUAUUUGAGAGACGACUUCAGCAUUGGAAACGUAGAUCUUUAAGCUUUAUAUGUGCCGAUAUUUAAAGGGUGUCUAUGAAAUGCUUGAACUCCUCGACAACUUCGCAACUACGCAUUUUCGUGAAAAAAAAAAACACGUCAUAAAACGAGUUUUAGGAUAACAAAAGCAAUUUGUCGAUGACCCCAAAUAUGACCUCUAAGGACACUAUCACUAACCAGGAUCAAAGUCUUCCUACAGCUUUCAUUCAUAUUACUCAAAUAAUAAAUUUUUGUUUACAAAAAGGAUACCACCCUAAACAGCGGAAGCUGGCCUUCAUUAUACCAGUCCCUAAAAUAUCAAAUUCUACUGAACCUAAACAUCGUAGACCUACGAGGGUUGUUUCAAAAAUAAGCUUCCCAACGCUGUAACUUUCCCGCGCUUGAUGUUAGACGAAAUCUCGUAAUACCGUCAUGUUUGUCGGCUCCGCCACCGCCGAUCCCAACAAGAAGCGCCUAUUCGCGACGCUCAGUACUGGCUUGACAGACAUGGGUAAUGGAACCCUUCAUCGCCGUCACCGGUGCGAAAUUAUAGUAUAUGGGAAACGUGUUUAAACAUUCAAAAUGGCCUCAAAUGGUGAAGACAGUUCUUUGACGACCGCAUCCACGAUGAAUAACGAAGCGUGAGAUCGUCGAUCUCCGAGGAAGUUAUAGCGAAGAUUGAGCAAAUCUUGUUCGAAGAUCGGCGCAUCACGAUCCGGGAACAGACAGUUGUAAUUGUUGAGGCUUCUGAAAAAACUGAGACGGGCAAUUCAAAAUCGUCUCACGACAAACGAAGGACUGAAUCGAGCGACUUGGCUGGGAAGUCAGGAGCUCGUAGGCGGUCAACGGUUCGAGACGGACGAGGAGUUGCAAGAAGUAGUUACCAAGUUUCUAAACGGGCUGGUCGCGAACUUCCUUGACGCGGAAGUGCAAAAGUGGAAUUCACGUUUAAAAAAAUGACGACUAUCGAGAAAACUACCUUAAAGAUCGUUUGCAAUGGUGAAUUCGUUUUUCGCAUAAAAAAAAUCCUUGUGCCUGACAAAAAUGUGGGAGCCUUGUUUUUGAAAAAUUCCUCGUAUAUAAGAUAAUCUUGAAAAAUGAAAAUUAUUUCCACAUGAGGUUGUAGUAUCGUCUGAUGAAAAAUAUUAACAGCACACCGCUACAAAAGUAUGCAACCCGCCAUAUCCGAUAUCUCAUUUUCGUCCUUUUCCGUGGUUUGCUUUUAGGCAAAAUAAGCGGUACUAUUAUCAAAACAUUGCGACGGGCACCAGCCAAUGGGAGUACCCCGCACCCGACGAGGCGUUGCCGCCGCAGUUGCCCGCCCCCAAACCGCCGAGCCCCGCCGCUCCCGAAGACGACGCGAUGGACAUUUGCACGACUCCGCCGCCUCCGGAAGAGGACGUGGCAACGGCGCAACCGCCUCCACCGCCGCCGCCGGCAACGUCGCCGCCUAUUCCGCCAGCGCCGCCUGUGAUCAGUUGCCCCUCGCCACCUCCGGCGCCUAUUAUUAGUGGAUUGGAGACGGGGCAGCAGGGACCGUUGCCGCAAUGUUUGCCUCCACCGCCGCCCCCAGAGACUCCAUAUCCCGGCGACGAAAAAGACUUGAAAGGUAUGAUGGUAGAACGGCAACAACCCUUACCACCCGGUGUAGACAUGCCACCACCACCGCCGCCCAGUGAGCCCCCAGAGCCCGUUCCACAACCAGGAGACCCGCUGAACUCCGCCUUGAAUUCCUUCUACUCAGAUAUCGCUGCUCUGAGCACUGAUCUGCCUGUACCUUCCGCGGCACAAGAGACGCCUGCGGACCAUCCGCCUCUAGUUGUUGCCAGCACCGAACAGCCGGCGACAGAAGGCGUUAAGAAGAAAAAGAAAAACAAGGUGAUUUUCCUGACAUAUUAA
Molecule: messenger RNA, 2326 nt
Organism: Acanthoscelides obtectus
Lineage: Eukaryota; Metazoa; Arthropoda; Insecta; Coleoptera; Chrysomelidae
Source: the annotation of a GenBank genome assembly